Messenger RNA from Canis lupus familiaris (dog), 13132 nucleotides. It is a transcript of the gene TANC2, whose product is annotated as tetratricopeptide repeat, ankyrin repeat and coiled-coil containing 2. Gene Ontology annotation, biological process: regulation of dendritic spine morphogenesis. The transcript is spliced from 24 exons. The record is from RefSeq and is a predicted model, not a curated record. Gene Ontology annotation, molecular function: protein binding. Bases 1688 to 7414 code for a protein of 1908 amino acids. NCBI's taxonomy places the organism in Eukaryota, Metazoa, Chordata, Mammalia, Carnivora, Canidae. Gene Ontology annotation, cellular component: dendritic spine.
GGAAGGAAGCAUACAUCGAUAUGACACAGAUGAUUUCAUGUAGAAUUGCCUUAUCUAAAUAGAUAGCACCAGUGGAUCAUGCUUCCAGCAAGCCUAAUGAAACUUGGCUCAGAGCUACAUCUAGAGUACCGCAAGGAGAGUACCAUAACCACUGCUCAAUUCAUGCAUUGACACUUUUCCUAGUUUUCUCUUCUCCCAUGAUUCUUUUUUGACACUGUCUUGCUGUCUACAAGAAGGGUAGGGCUUCUUCUGGAUUCCUGGAUUCUCACAGGACAAACUGACAUGAGAAAGGUUCUCUACGGCCAGUAGGGAAAGAAAGGCCUUCAGAAGCAUGAGGUGGGAGAGUAACCCUGUCUCACCAGUGAUUGACACAAGGAAUUUCCUUGAUCCUAAGUAAAGGCUAUGGGCAUUUUCAGGGAAGUUAAUGUAUUUUGAAUCUUUCUGCUUCUAGAAGGAAUACAGCAGGUAGUUUGCCUAUCUUUGAAAUUCAUAUCAUUUUUACUAUAUUAGUCAAUUGAUGGUUUUCUAGGUUUGGUGUAUCUGAAGCUACCAUCUGAAUAAAAGGCAUUUAGUCUGGUUUUUAAUAUCUCUAAGCGUUUAAAAAUAAAUUUUCUGCUAUCACAUUCUAGACAGUUCUUUACUUGUCACUGUCUAAUUUUACCAUUUAACCCAAUAAAUUAUGAAGCUACCACAAGUAUGUCUUAGCUUGCUAAAGUGUUAUUAAUCUUUUUAGUUACCUCAGUAUUUGUGUGUGUGGUUUUUUUUUGUUGUUGUUAAUUUACUUAGUUACUGUAUUUUGCAAUAUUUAUUUACACACGUCUGGUUUAGGAAUUCAGAACAGAAAAAUCUGAGGAGGAAUUAGUAAGAGAGGAAUUUAUAGCUUUAAGGCAUGAAGAGCUUACAGCUUUUUAAUAUAAAUUGUUCCCAGAAUCCAUGUCACUGUUCCUUAUAUGGCGCUGCUUUUUUUCCUCUCAGUUGCUAUGACAACAGCAGCACUGCACCAUUCAUCAGCUCUGGACCUGGGCUGCAUUGCUAGCCUUCCGUGAUACUCCUGAAUGUUAAGAACAUCCGUGAAUCAUUCACUAUGUUAAUGCUGCGCCAUUAGAAACCUAAGAACCAGUUUUUCCAGCAGUUUGCUCUAACAGAAGGGUAAACUAAACUGCGCCAUAGAGAAAAAUUAUAUAAAAAUAUUUCUUUUUUUUUUCCUAAGGGAAUCAUACAAUUUAUAUUUGCUGCAGUAUUCUGAAAGGAUAAGCUUCUGUCAGGCAAUCUCAUGAAAAGAGCUUGUCUGUGUAAUCUUUCUUGAAAUCAUUAGCUGUUCAAAACAAAUAUCAUGUUGCAUCUCUGGAUAUAAAAAGAAGCAGGUGAUGUUGUUAGGGGUUCUAAGCUCCUUUGGGAGCAUCACUUGUGCUUUGGGACUUUAAUCAACAUCUGCUGUAAGAAGUAUCACCUGUAACGCACAGUAAGUUCUGGGCAGUGUGAAGAGCUGGCUGGAGAAGAUUAAAGUGUGGAUCAUUACUGACGUCAGAUCUGAUAACAUCAUGACCAUUGAGUAAGAAGAAGCCUUUCAGGUUUCCAGAAGAAAAGCCUAUAUAGUAUUGACUAAUGAGGAAGAAAAACUAAAGCCUGUGAUGCUGAACAGGAACUUGGUCCCCCUCCAUCUGUAGAUGAGGCAGCAAACACACUCAUGACUCGUCUGGGUUUCCUCCUUGGAGAGAAAGUCACGGAAGUUCAGCCAGGUGACCAAUACAACAUGGAAGUACAGGAUGAAAAUCAGACCUCAGCAAUCACCCAGCGGAUAAGUCCCUGUUCCACCCUGACAAGUAGCACUGCGUCUCCACCAGCCAGCAGCCCCUGUUCCACCCUCCCGCCAGUCAGUACAAAUGCAACUGCCAAGGAUUGCAGCUAUGGGGCUGUUACUAGUCCAACCUCUACCCUUGAAAGCAGAGAUAGUGGCAUUAUUGCUACCUUGACAAGCUAUUCUGAAAACGUAGAACGCACAAAAUAUGUUGGGGAAAGCAGUAAAGAAUUAGGAUCUGGAGGAAACCUAAAACCUUGGCAAUCUCAAAAAUCCAGCAUGGAUUCCUGUUUGUAUCGAGUAGAUGAAAACAUGACGGCUUCCACCUAUAGUCUGAAUAAGAUCCCAGAGAGGAAUUUGGAAUCAGUUUUAUCACAAUCAGUACAGUCUAUUCCUCUGUAUCUUAUGCCACGACCAAAUUCAGUAGCAGCCACAAGCUCUGCCCACUUGGAAGACCUUGCUUACCUGGAUGAGCAGAGACAUACUCCUUUGAGAACUUCUCUUCGAAUGCCGAGACAGAGCAUGGGUGGUGCUCGCACGCAACAGGAUUUAAGAGUUCACUUUGCACCUUAUAGGCCUCCAGAUAUCUCCCUGAAGCCUCUGCUUUUUGAAGUGCCCAGCAUCACUACAGAGUCCGUGUUUGUUGGUCGGGAUUGGGUUUUCCACGAAAUAGAUGCUCAACUUCAGAGUUCGAAUGCCAGUGUGAACCAAGGAGUAGUGAUUGUGGGAAAUAUUGGGUUCGGCAAAACUGCCAUCAUCUCCAGACUGGUGGCCCUCAGCUGCCAUGGAACACGGAUGAGGCAGAUUGCCUCAGACAGCCCACAUGCCUCCCCCAAACAUGUGGAUGCCAACAGAGAACUGCCACUCACCCAGCCACCUUCAGCCCACUCAUCCAUCCCCAGUGGAAGCUGCCCAGGAACCCCAGAAAUGCGCAGGCGGCAGGAGGAGGCUAUGCGGAGACUAGCCUCACAGGUGGUUGCCUAUCACUAUUGCCAAGCAGAUAAUGCCUACACCUGCCUAGUACCAGAAUUUGUCCACAAUGUUGCCGCCCUGCUCUGCCGCUCGCCUCAGUUAGCGGCCUAUCGGGAGCAGCUUCUUCGGGAGCCUCAUUUACAGAGCAUGCUGAGCCUUCGAUCCUGUGUUCAAGACCCCAUGGCCUCCUUCCGGAGAGGAGUCCUCGAGCCCCUGGAAAAUCUCCACAAAGAGAGAAAAAUCCCAGAUGAAGAUUUCAUCAUCUUAAUUGAUGGAUUAAAUGAAGCAGAAUUUCACAAACCGGAUUAUGGGGAUACAAUUGUAUCAUUUCUGAGUAAAAUGAUUGGAAAAUUUCCUUCUUGGCUCAAAUUAAUUGUAACAGUUAGAACCAGUUUACAGGAAAUUACCAAGCUGCUGCCUUUCCAUAGGAUUUUUUUGGAUCGACUAGAAGAGAAUGAAGCCAUAGACCAGGACCUGCAGGCUUACAUCCUGCACCGGAUACACAGCAGCUCAGAGAUCCAGAAUAACAUUUCACUUAAUGGCAAAAUGGACAAUACUACAUUUGGCAAACUCAGUUCUCACCUCAAGACCCUCAGUCAGGGGUCCUAUCUAUACCUGAAACUCACAUUUGACCUCAUAGAGAAAGGCUAUCUAGUGUUAAAGAGCUCUAGCUACAAAGUAGUUCCUGUUUCGCUCUCUGAGGUUUAUUUACUCCAGUGCAAUAUGAAGUUCCCAACCCAGUCUUCCUUUGACCGGGUGAUGCCUCUCCUGAAUGUGGCAGUAGCCUCUCUACACCCACUGACUGAUGAACAUAUCUUCCAGGCCAUCAAUGCUGGUAGCAUUGAAGGCACCCUAGAAUGGGAGGAUUUUCAGCAGAGAAUGGAGAACCUCUCCAUGUUCCUAAUCAAGCGCAGAGACAUGACUCGUAUGUUUGUACAUCCUUCUUUUCGAGAAUGGCUUAUCUGGAGAGAAGAAGGAGAGAAAACCAAAUUUCUCUGUGAUCCCAGGAGUGGUCACACAUUACUUGCUUUCUGGUUUUCCCGCCAAGAGGGAAAACUAAACCGACAGCAGACUAUUGAACUGGGACAUCACAUCCUCAAAGCACACAUUUUUAAGGGUUUGAGUAAAAAAGUUGGUGUGUCAUCUUCCAUCCUCCAAGGUCUCUGGAUCUCUUAUAGCACAGAAGGUCUUUCCAUGGCAUUGGCAUCUUUACGGAAUCUCUACACUCCAAAUAUAAAGGUCAGCCGGCUGCUGAUUUUGGGAGGUGCCAACAUUAAUUACCGGACAGAGGUUUUAAAUAACGCUCCAAUUCUGUGUGUCCAGUCUCAUCUUGGCUACACAGAAAUGGUGGCCCUGCUGUUGGAGUUUGGGGCCAACGUGGAUGCCUCUUCUGAAAGUGGCCUGACUCCCUUGGGCUACGCAGCAGCAGCGGGCUACCUGAGCAUCGUUGUGCUGCUAUGCAAGAAACGUGCUAAGGUGGAUCAUUUGGACAAGAAUGGUCAGUGUGCUUUGGUCCAUGCUGCUCUCCGAGGUCAUCUGGAGGUUGUCAAAUUUUUGAUUCAAUGUGACUGGACAAUGGCUGGCCAGCAGCAAGGAGUAUUUAAGAAGAGCCAUGCUAUCCAGCAAGCCCUCAUUGCUGCAGCCAGCAUGGGUUAUACGGAGAUUGUCUCCUACCUACUUGAUCUUCCAGAAAAAGAUGAAGAAGAAGUAGAGCGAGCACAGAUCAACAGUUUUGACAGUCUCUGGGGAGAGACAGCACUGACAGCUGCAGCUGGAAGGGGCAAACUGGAGGUAUGCCGUCUGCUCUUGGAACAGGGGGCAGCAGUGGCCCAGCCAAACCGCCGUGGGGCAGUGCCCCUGUUCAGCACUGUUCGCCAGGGCCACUGGCAGAUUGUUGAUCUUUUACUCACCCAUGGAGCUGAUGUCAAUAUGGCAGACAAGCAGGGUCGUACUCCCCUGAUGAUGGCUGCCUCUGAAGGCCAUCUAGGAACUGUGGACUUUCUACUUGCACAAGGUGCCUCCAUUGCUCUAAUGGACAAAGAAGGAUUGACAGCCCUCAGCUGGGCUUGCUUGAAGGGUCAUCUGUCAGUAGUCCGUUCUCUGGUGGAUAAUGGAGCUGCUACAGACCAUGCUGACAAGAACGGCCGCACCCCCCUGGAUCUGGCAGCUUUCUAUGGUGAUGCCGAGGUGGUCCAGUUCUUGGUGGAUCACGGGGCCAUGAUUGAACAUGUUGACUAUAGCGGAAUGCGCCCUUUGGAUAGGGCAGUGGGGUGCCGGAACACUUCUGUUGUUGUCACUCUUCUGAAGAAAGGAGCCAAGAUAGGUUGUCAGACGUUACCGAGUCGCCCACGAGGUCCAGCCACAUGGGCGAUGGCCACCUCCAAACCAGACAUCAUGAUCAUCCUGUUGAGCAAGCUGAUGGAAGAGGGGGACAUGUUUUAUAAGAAAGGUAAAGUAAAGGAGGCUGCCCAGCGCUACCAGUAUGCUCUGAAGAAAUUCCCCCGAGAAGGGUUUGGUGAGGACUUGAAAACCUUCCGGGAACUAAAGGUGUCUCUCCUCCUCAACCUCUCUCGAUGUCGCAGGAAAAUGAACGAUUUUGGAAUGGCGGAGGAAUUUGCUACUAAGGCCCUGGAGCUGAAACCGAAAUCUUAUGAAGCUUACUAUGCAAGAGCAAGGGCAAAACGCAGCAGCAGACAGUUUGCAGCAGCCUUAGAGGAUCUGAACGAGGCCAUCAAGCUCUGUCCAAACAACCGUGAGAUCCAGAGACUCCUGCUGCGAGUGGAGGAGGAAUGCCGCCAGAUGCAGCCGCCGCCACCACCUCAGCAGCCGCCUCAGCCGCCGCUCCCAGAAGAAGCGGAACCCGAACCACAGCACGAAGACAUAUACUCUGUACAGGAUAUAUUCGAGGAGGAGUACCUGGAGCAGGAUGUUGAAAAUGUUUCCAUUGGCCUCCAGACCGAGGCUCGGCCCAGUCAGGGGCUCCCAAUAAUCCAGAGCCCUCCCUCCUCUCCGGCCCAUCGGGACUCAGCCUACAUCUCUAGCUCACCACUUGGCUCGCAUCAGGUUUUUGACUUCCGUUCCAGUAGCUCUGUAGGUUCUCCCACCAGACAGGGCUAUCAGUCCACCUCACCCGCUCUUUCUCCGACUCACCAGAACUCUCAUUACAGGCCUAGUCCUCCGCAUACUUCCCCGGCCCACCAGAGCGGCUCUUACCGCUUUAGCCCCCCACCCGUGGGAGGACAGGGCAAGGAAUACCCAAGCCCCCCUCCUUCCCCUCUCCGGAGAGGCCCUCAGUAUCGGGCCAGCCCUCCUGCUGAAAGCAUGAGUAUCUAUAGAUCUCAGUCUGGCUCACCCGUGCGCUAUCAACAAGAAACAAGUGUUAGUCAGCUUCCUGGCAGACCGAAAUCCCCAUUAUCCAAAAUGGCCCAGCGGCCCUACCAGAUGCCUCAGCUUCCUGUGGCAGUUCCCCAGCAAGGGCUUAGGCUACAGCCUGCCAAGGCCCAGAUUGUGAGAAGCAACCAGCCCAGCUCAGCGGUUCAUUCAAGCACUGUCAUCUCCACAGGGGCCUAUGGCCAAGUAGCCCACUCGAUGGCUAGUAAAUACCAGUCUUCACAAGGAGACAUGGGAGUAAGUCAGAGCCGAUUGGUUUAUCAAGGGUCAAUUGGGGGGAUCGUAGGAGAUGGGAGACCUGUGCAACAUGUCCAGGCUAGCCUAAGUGCAGGUGCCAUCUGUCAACAUGGAGGGUUGACCAAAGAAGACCUUCCACAGCGACCUUCCUCAGCAUAUCGGGGUGGUAUGAGAUACAGCCAGACGCCACAGAUUGGGCGUAGUCAGUCUGCAUCCUAUUACCCAGUCUGUCACUCAAAACUAGAUCUGGAGCGUUCCUCCAGCCAGCUAGGUUCCCCUGAUGUGUCACAUUUAAUCAGAAGACCUAUUAGUGUCAACCCUAAUGAAAUCAAGCCCCAUCCACCCACUCCCAGGCCGCUGCUGCACUCCCAGAGUGUAGGCCUCCGCUUCUCUCCAUCCAGCAAUAGUAUCUCAUCAGCCUCCAACCUCACUCCUACCUUCCGGCCAUCUUCUUCGAUUCAACAAAUGGAGAUCCCACUAAAACCGGCGUAUGAUAGGUCAUGUGAUGAGCUGUCACCAGUGUCUCCCACUCAGGGAGGUUAUCCCAGUGAGCCCACCCGAUCCAGGACCACACCAUUCAUGGGGAUCAUAGAUAAAACAGCCCGGACUCAACAGUACCCCCACCUUCACCAGCAGAAUCGGACCUGGGCCGUGUCAUCAGUGGAUACCGUUCUCAGCCCCACGUCUCCAGGCAACCUGCCUCAGCCCGAGUCCUUCAGUCCACCAUCAUCCAUCAGCAACAUUGCCUUUUAUAACAAAACCAACAAUGCACAGAAUGGCCAUUUGCUGGAGGACGAUUAUUACAGCCCCCAUGGGAUGCUGGCUAAUGGGUCCCGUGGAGACCUCUUGGAGAGAGUCGGCCAGGCCUCCUCAUAUCCUGAUGUGAAGGUGGCUCGGACCCUCCCCGUGGCUCAGGCAUACCAGGACAACCUGUACAGGCAGUUGUCCCGGGACUCUCGACAAGGGCAGACAUCCCCUAUCAAACCAAAGAGACCAUUUGUGGAGUCUAAUGUUUAAAAGACGUUUGUUGGAGUGAGACCCAUAUGUUUUCACUGCACAUUUUCAGGCUUGGUUUCCACAUUUGAGGUAGUUCUCUGGCUUAAUUUCUCAUGUAGUUUCUGUGUGGUGUUCAGAGGUGGCAGCCCACAUGCCGGAGUUCUUUGCAUGCAGCCGACCGGGAAGCUGGCCUCCAGGGAGCCAGGACUUCGGUUUCUCUCGUCUGUGCCCCAGCCACAUGCUCUCUCCCUCUCUUCCGAUGCCAACGAGGAGAUUGUUGUGCCGUGUGCUUUAACCCAGGGAGAUCAGACACACUGGUCAGCUUUUUCCAGGAGACAAUCGCUUUCACUGAUGUUCUUGUUGUGUGAAUGUCUUUCUCCUUUUUUACAAAAAUAAGGUGUUCUUGUUUGUUUUCUUCUAGGAACUUUAGAAAGAGUAUGAUGCCCCUUUGCCUUUGCAUUCUUAUCCAGUGUUAUCCAAAUAGCCAACCCCAGUGCAUUCUUGUGCCAUGGUCUCCUCCCCAGGACUGCCAGCUCCCUGCAGUCAUCAGGUCUAGAAUGUUCAUUUAGGUUAUUGCUGGUCUUCCUACAGGGGCAGAAGGAUCAAGGAGAAAGAGAAGAAACAGGUCUAUUAAAUUGUAAGAAAAAAAACAAUAUAAUUAUUUAAAAAUAUCACUACAUUGAUUUUCCAAGAAGUGUUCUAUGAGUAUUUAGAAAACAACCAGCCCUUUAAAUAUUUCACUCAGCCAAGGAAAUCGGAUGAGGAUCAUGGAUAUUUUAAAAUAAUUCACCAAGAGGUAUUCUUUAGGCUUUUAGCCAACAAUUAACUAUUAAAAUCUACUGAUUUUUCAGGGGUGGUGGGGGCAGUAUUGGGGAGGGCAGGAAUACAUAAAUAGAGCAAGAGGAAGACUGUUCUGGAUUCUCAGUGAAAGGCUAGAGAAAAAUCUUUGUCUUGGAGAAGUCUGCUCUUUAGGUCCUGAUGUAUCAUCGAGCAUCAUAUUCCACAAAAGCAAGCCCUUCCUGGAGUGUGACUGGUACAGUAAUCCUGUCAGUGGGUCUUCACCCAGAGCCUAAUUGUGUUCUUACCAGCCCUCCUCUUUAAAACCCACGUGGUGUAGUGAAAAGAUUGGUUCUCUGAGAAGCAAAUAAUUCUCUUGGAACUCUAUUCCUGAAGUUUGCACCCAGGGCCACUGCACCCUGUGCCAGAUGUCAUCUGAUUCCAUUUCCAGAUCUAGUUUCAUUAUCUAUUACUCUAGGAAUUGUUUCUUCUUUUCUUUUUCGAGGUAGGAGUGUUUGGGGAGCGAUCUUUGAAAACCAGACACAGCAAAGUGUUUCAGGGAGAAGACAGACCCCUUUCAGCCUUGGGUGGGGGCACAGGAGACGGACAGCAGGUCUUCUGAUCCAGCUACCCUCCACCCUUCUGUGUCUUGUGGUCAUUUGCUGACCUGUCCUGUGCGUGACUGAGGCCAGCAUGAGAUGGACAGCAAGAACACUGAAACCAAAGCCUUAGCACAGGCCUGGUACUGACUGCACAUCAGCUCUGAAAACUUCAGAAACUGGACAAAAGAGAAUUUGUUCUCUGUCCUUAGGAAUCAUUCUGCUCUUGUUCGUAAAGGGCUAUUGAAAGGGCAGUUUCCUGAAUAAAAAUCCAGACGUGACCAGACCUGUUUGUAAUAGUAAGUGUCCUCUGAAAGUAUCACUAAGACACAGGGAGCAUGAAGCUGAGAUCAGAAACGUUUCGCUACUAUUUUAGAUUCUGCCAAAUAGAUGGACCCUCCGCCCCCAAGCCUGAAACAGGCCAGGACUUGUCUGUGCUAGAAGCAGACAGCUGGGCCAGCUCAAGACCCAGACUCUUUCCACUCUCUCUGAUGCCUAGGGACUGUCUCCUACUCAGCUAGCCCAGGGCGAGUGCCAGUGUCUUAUCCCUUCUCUUCUCCUUCCACCUCCCUCCCUCCCUCCCUCCCUCCCUCCCUCCCUCUCUUUUUCCCUCUCUCUCUCUCUCUCUCUCUGAGAAGAUGAAGUGUUCAGCUGUAGCACCAGCCUGCAGCCAGGAGCCCAGCUCCCGCUUUGUCCAGGUCUCAGCCCUACGGGGCCCUUUGCAUCUCCUCCCUUCCUCGUCACCUCUCACUGAGGAGCUGCUGCUACAUUCUGAGAAAUUUCUGUAUCUGUCAGGAAAGUGCCCCUGCUUAUUUGAAACACCACCACACAUACCACCCGUACUCAGCUGUCUAGGCAAGUGAGCAGGUUCUGCAUUUUACAAACAUGCCACUGAUGCCACUUGUCCCCAGGGUCUUUCGAUUUUCCUGGACAAACUGGAGAUUGCGGGUCUAUGCCUUACUGGGCAAAACACUUAAAACAGUCAAAAUGCAAUUCUUUGUUAGCCAUUGUAGGAGGAAGUGAAUAGCACUACUGGGCUCCAGUUGAGUUUGACUAGAAUAUGCCAACUAGACCAUACUGGGGACAGGCAACCGUUUUUCCCUGUAAGCAGACUGCCUGUGCUCUGUUGCACUACUUCACUGCCAUGGGCUGAUCUUAGUACCGAAUCUCCGAGAUGCCCUCUGCCCCAGCAGCACUUGCUGAGUCAAUGUCUGGCCUCCAGUGGGGGAAGUUUUUCAGAUGAGCCUGGUAAGUUCCACUCACCCAGUUCACAUCACCCUGAAAUGGAGACAGUAGUAACAGACUUCAGCCUCUAGAUUUCUCACCAAAUUGUACGUUUCGUUCACCCAGAAUUCUUGCACUAAUGGGUUCCCAUCACAUGUCUAUAAAUGGGUGCACUUUACUGUUUGAAUUUGUAACUCUGAUAAAUACUGGAUAUUUAAGUGUGCGUGAUGUCUUCAUUAGAAAAUAGCAAAACCGCUCUUGUCUUUUAGUGUAUCUUUCAAGGAAGAAAAAAAAAAGGAAAGAAAUCAAGCAGUGGAUCACAACAUUUAUAGCACAAGAAAUAACUGUUGUAUAUAAGCAUCAAAAAGAUUAAGGAUUUUUAAAUACAAAAAAAAUAUUUGCAGUGAUUUUAAAGUGCUUUUCCAGCAAUUUUCUUAGGGACUCCUGAGACAUGGUUACUUUAUUUACUGGAUCAGUAAGGCACACAAUUAACAAUUAAAAAUUAAUGUUUAUUUACAAAGUAAAGGGAAAACCUGUGUAACAUGAGAAUUUGGCACGGACAAAAUGGAGACCAUUUUGUAUCUGCUGUUGUAUCUUGUCCGGGUUGCAGACGUGCACUAUUAAAGCCCCAAGUUAAUAGAGCACAAACCCUUCUGUUCCUCUCCCAUGUGCCCCUCUUUCUAGAUGUGUUUAACUGAAACUCGAAGGCUCAGGAAAAUCCUACUAAUUAGAAUCAUGUACAGUACCCCAGGUCGUUGUCCAGAGAUACAAGUUUGCUAAUUUAGUCAAGCCUGGAUUAUUAAACACUUUUCCUAAAUUAUUGUAAACAGAUCAGCCUAGAGAAAGGUAUUCUCGGUCCUCAUAUUGUAUAGUAGUUUAUGAACCCCUCUCGAAAUAUUGGUAUUUUUAUAUUCCAGAGAUGUACCCAAUAGAAAAUUAACCAGUAUCUAAUUUAAUAUCCAUAAGUAUUUUCCUUAGAUAUUUAGUCCUGUACAGUGGGUUAUGUGGACAUCACCUUGCUUCAACCACAUUCUACCACUAGGUGUCACUGUGGCUCUGCACCAGGCUUGUCUGGUGGCAAAGGAGGGCAGCAUGUCCCCCUGGAGGAGCCGCCUCCAGGGUAGCCCGCAGGCCCAGAGGGUUCAGGAAGGAGGGACAGAGGCCUGCAGAGGUGUCUUCACGGAUCUGUGCCAGUUGUGGCAAGACAAGCUCUUUGAACACUACCUGCUUUGGACCUUGAGCCAGGCAGAGGCUGGGAGAAUGCUGACUAGAACUCACUUGCUCUGGUGGAUGGGUGGGUGCGAGUUAAGACUCCUUUACUCCCCACAAGCACCCCUCUCAGUUCCUCUUGGCCUCCAACUUUUAUAACUCCAGAGAUGUCACAGUUGGGUGGUUUGAUUCAAAAAUAGUUAUUUUUCUACUGCAGAAAUGCCUUGGACAAAACCAGUUGCUCACUGAAUCUUUGCCACAAAACGGAACAGGCUCCCCCUCCCUGUCCCAGCCUCUCCCACCCUGUCUGUCUGUCCUUGGGCUGCCCACUUCUCAAGAAACCAACUUGCAAAGGCAGCCUGCUGCUGCUUCCACACCGAGGCCUGUGCUGCCCCAUUGAGUGCACAUUGAGAGGUGUGGCUUUUUCUCCUUUUCCUCUAGGAAUUCCAGACUGACCAUCUACCAUGACUAACAACAAUGAACAAAGGGCUUAGGGGUAAGAGCUACCUACAAAGAUGUGUCAUGGAAACCUUCACCAUGCAAUGCCUUGAACUCAGCUCUGGCUGCUCCCAAGAAAAGGUGGCGGCGGGGGGGCGGGGGGCCUGGACACAAGCACAAUGGGAAUGGUGGAGCCACUGUGCAGAGCUACUUGAAUAAUCACUGGGUCUUCAUCAACUCUUAUAACACAGACCACUCAAGGGCUGAAGUGUUGGUAACCUGCAUUUCGGUGUCCAAUGCCUCACAGCUGCUGAACCACCCUGAGAUGCUUGUGGCCACAUGAUGGCCACAGUCAGAGCUUUGCAAGUCUGUACCAAAUGAAUGCGUAAUUGGACACCAAAAAUCAAGUGUUACUUUCAUGUUUCCUCACCCAUAUCAUCUCACUUCUUCCUGCUGACUCUGAUAAUCUCCACUAAGCUGACCUGUCAGGUUUUAGCUGAACGCAUAUAGAUGCAGGCCAGCAUCACUCUCGUUUUUCAGACAGACUUACUCUCUGGAAAGGAAGGAGCCUAGCUGCUUUGUUUUUGUAGCACUUACUGGCUGGAGUUUUCUUUUGCCUAAUCGCUAACCAGAACACAUGGUUAGGGGGACUCAACUCAGUCCCUUCGGUCCCCAGGACCAGACAGACAGUUAAUUCUGGAAAUUCAGUACUUGAAUGUACCUGCCUUAUUGUGUACCAGCUUACUGGAAAAAAAAGAAAAAAAAAAAGAGAAAUGCUGGCUCUAGAUCUCGCCUUCAUUGACAGGUUAUUUUGGGAAUCCUGUAAGUUACACUUCCUGUUCCGGUUUGGUUUUGUUUUUGUUUUUGUUGUUUUUUUCCUUUGGCUGAUUCCUGCUGAGUGGGGCCAGUUCCUCAUCAGGCUCAGGGCAGGUGCCAUCCUCAGGCAUGGCCUCCUUUCCAUUUAGCGCAGCAUCUCCGUCUCUGUUCUGUCUCCUCCAAAUCCAAGAUGAUUUUAAUUAGUACAGACAUGUACAGUCUACAAUUACAGAGUGAUUUGUACUAAUAUGAUUUUGAUUCCUCCUCCUCUUUGCUGUCCUUUCAAGACACUUGCUGGAAAAAGCUUUAAUGCACUUAGUUUUCCUUUAGGUUUUCUAUGAUUCAGAUGUAAAGGACUUUCUCUGUACAGUAUAUUAUCCAAUGCAUGUUUGUUCUCUCUCCCGAUAUAUUGAACACCACGCAGUUGUGAACUCGUGCAGUGGGGAUGUCCCACACCCAACAGAGGCAUUUAGCCCCCUGUGUAUAAGGAAAGACAUUUUCCUUUGCUGUACUUGCUUGAGCAGUUGUAUUGUCUGUACAUGUGAGCUGUGUGAGAUAGAUGUGAAAAGUUCAAUGAAUGCAUUUUCCUGCCCAUGUGUACAGAUCGCCAUCCGUACAAUGAACUGUAUGUAUGAAAGCAAAUGUACUUAUUUAUAAAGGGUAACACUUGGAAAAA